CUGUUUUUUGUUGCUCACUAGGGGAUCAGUAUUUAACAAAAUGGCUGCUGUUACGAGGGUUUUCUCCUUGAACAAAUCGAUUAAUGUAGGUCGUUUGCUUAGUCGAUCAUUAACGACUACGACUGUCCGUCCUUGUUACAAAAUAAUCAGUGAAGAAGAUCCAAGCAUGAAAUGGAAAGACAUUACGGACAGAGCUGCCGUAACUCUGUUUUGGACAGAAUUAUUCCGAGGAUUGGGGGUAACUCUUGCACACAUAUUUAAAGAACCUGCGACUAUAAAUUAUCCCUUUGAGAAAGGUCCUCUGAGUCCUCGAUUCCGAGGUGAACAUGCCUUACGUCGUUAUCCUUCCGGAGAAGAAAGAUGUAUUGCUUGCAAGUUAUGUGAGGCAAUAUGUCCAGCUCAGGCAAUUACAAUUGAAGCAGAAGAGAGAGAGGAUGGAAGUCGACGAACCACUCGCUACGACAUAGAUAUGACAAAAUGUAUUUAUUGUGGAUUUUGUCAGGAAGCCUGUCCAGUGGAUGCAAUUGUAGAGGGUCCAAAUUUUGAAUACUCUACAGAAACUCAUGAGGAACUGUUGUAUAAUAAAGAGAAAUUGUUAAAUAAUGGUGACAAAUGGGAAGCUGAAAUUGCUGCCAACAUUCAAGCCGAUCAUCUGUAUCGCUGAGAUUCAGUUUAAUUAACAGUUGACUUAGUAAGUUUUGUAUAUAAAAAUUUGUAUGUAUAAGUAGAAUAAAACAUAGCAGUGUAAUUUAACAAAAUAAAAAGGAAUUUGAUCAUUAAA
Messenger RNA from Centruroides sculpturatus (bark scorpion), 781 nucleotides. RefSeq names its product NADH dehydrogenase [ubiquinone] iron-sulfur protein 8, mitochondrial-like (gene ND-23). The record is from RefSeq and is a predicted model, not a curated record. Gene Ontology annotation, biological process: mitochondrial electron transport, NADH to ubiquinone; mitochondrial respiratory chain complex I assembly. The transcript is spliced from 6 exons. Gene Ontology annotation, molecular function: NADH dehydrogenase activity; 4 iron, 4 sulfur cluster binding. Bases 41 to 664 code for a protein of 207 amino acids. Gene Ontology annotation, cellular component: membrane. NCBI's taxonomy places the organism in Eukaryota, Metazoa, Arthropoda, Arachnida, Scorpiones, Buthidae.